Hemibagrus wyckioides is the source of this 2150-nucleotide messenger RNA. RefSeq names its product BOLA class I histocompatibility antigen, alpha chain BL3-7-like. Lineage: Eukaryota; Metazoa; Chordata; Actinopteri; Siluriformes; Bagridae. The coding region runs from base 114 to 1256 and encodes 380 amino acids. The transcript has 8 exons. Gene Ontology annotation, cellular component: external side of plasma membrane. Gene Ontology annotation, biological process: immune response. The record is from RefSeq and is a predicted model, not a curated record.
UGAAAAGCUAACUGAGGUGAGCAGAAGCUAGAAACAAUUGUAGCUGAAGGGGACAGACCGGGUAAUUUGAUCAAAAAUCAGAAGUGAUUCAUUCUACAUAAAAUCUACAGGAAAUGGACCUCACUCCUGUCCUAACGAAAGUUCUGCUCUUCUUCCUCUUUAUUUUUCCUCAGGUAUCAGCAGUCACACACACACUUCAGUACCUCUACACUGGAGUCACAGGAAUAAAUUUCCCAGAGUUCACUGUUGUUGGUCUGGUGGAUGGACAGCACUUCCUGUACUAUGAUAGCAACACCAGGAAGGCGAUGAUGAAGACAGAGUGGAUAAAGAAGACCGCCGCUGCUCUGUCAGAUUACUGGAGUCAUGCCACACAGGAUUACCAGUAUGACCAGGACUGGUUUAAAGACUAUAUGGCUACAGCAGUGCAGAGCUUUAAUCAGACUAAAGGAGUCCACACAGUGCAGUACAUGUACGGCUGCGAGCUCGAUGAUGACAACACCACUAGAAGAUACGCAAAGUAUGGUUAUAAUGGAGAAGAUUUUGUCAGUCUGGAUCUGGAAUCUGUCUCCUGGUCUGCAGUUAAACCUCAAGGUGUGAUUACUGUGGACAAGUGUGAUGCUACAGAAGCUCAGGCUCAAGUCUGCACCAACUUCCUGGAGGACGUCUGUAUUGAACGAUUGAAGGUGUUGGUGUCUUACGGCAGAGCGACUCUGGAGAGGAAAGAUCCUCCUACAGCAUCAGUGAUCCAGAAACACUCACCUUCUCCAGAGGUGGUAUGUCACGCUACAGGUUUCUUCCCCAAAGCAGUGACGAUCUCCUGGAGGAAGGACGGAGAGGACGUGAACGAGGACGUGGAGCUCAGAGAAACGUUACCCAACCAGGAUGGAAGCUUCCAGAAGAUAAGCAUUCUGAAAGUCCCAGCUGAGGAGCUAGAGAAACACACCUACACCUGUGUGAUUCAGCACAGCAGCUUGAAGGAGGAGUUAGUGCUAAAAGUACCAAAAGGUGGAGGACUGAUGGCGAUCAUUAUUGCUGUAGUCGUGGCUCUCGUUCUUGUUGCCAUUGCUGGAAUUAUGGUCUGGAAGAAGAAGAACCCUGGCUUCAAACCCGUUUCACAAAACUCCACAUCCUCCUCCAAAGGAGAUUCUUCCUUGUUUGAUUCAUGUUUGAUUCAUGCUUAUUUCAAAAUAAUAAUCUGUUUAUCACAUUAUCAUGAACACCAAAAACUUGGGCUCUCUCAACCAAGUUAUAUGUAAGCGCCAUCUUGGAGAUCUACAUAAAAAAUUCUAAAGUUUAAUGUAAAGGAAACUGCAUCAUGAUCUGAGAUUAAUAUGCUAUCAUACCAGCAGUUCCUAACUUUGGAAAUGAGAUGUGUGGAUUGCAUGUGUGGAUUGCAUGGGUUCCCAACAUCUGGUGUUACCAACAUCUGGUGAAAAUUUCAUGUCAAUAGCAUCUUAAGAAAUAUAUUUACUGAGGGAAAUGGCAUCACGUGCAAUAGACACAGGCGCCCUGUGACCCGAGGAUAGAUCAGAUACAGUACAGUACUAUACAGUACAGUACAGCAGUACAGGACAGUACUAUACAGUACAGUACAGCAGUACAGGACAGUACUAUGGCACUGUCUUUUCAGAGCUACAUGAGAAAAUUGUAAACGUGUUCAUACAGUGUAUGGUUCAAGCAUUAUUUCUGUGAUUAUAGUAAAGUGUUCCCUGUGUACAUUUGGGCUUUUGUUUUGAAUAGAUUAAUCAUACCGGUCAAUUUUGACCGGGAACACAAAAGUUGUUAUUUUGUGCCAGAGUUUAGAAAGUAUAACUGGUUUCAAAAAAGUGACUUAAACCUUUGAGUGAAGUACUCUGUGAUAAAUAGAACAAUAGAUUUCAUCUUAGUAUUUGUUAUAGUUUUUUCCCUAAAAAACAAGUGGCAUAAGCCCAGGUAAAUGAGGCCUGCAGGACAUACACAGCAAUUAUAAGUUCAAAACUUGUAAUAUUUUCCAAAUCAAAUUCAGAUUUUAUUCGUCACAUACAUAAUCGUACACAGUAUGAUAUGCAGUGAAAUGCUUACAAGACCCUUGAAAAGGAAAAAGGAAUAAGGACAGAAAAAAGAAAAGGACAAAAUAUAAAAUACAAAAUCUAAAAUAUCACAAAAUAUUA